AUGGCGGAGCUGAAACCCCUGGCCGAAGAGCUGUCGUGCUCCAUUUGCCUGGAGCCCUUUAAGGAGCCGGUGACCACGCCGUGCGGCCACAACUUUUGCGCUUUGUGCCUGGACGAGACGUGGGCCGUCCAGGGCGCGCCGUACCGGUGCCCGCAGUGCCGAGCCGUCUACCAGGCGCGGCCGCAGCUGCAAAAGAACACUGUUCUGUGCGCGGUGGUGGACCAAUUCCUGAGCAUCCAGCUGGCCCAGACGGAGCUCCCCGACGGCUGGACGCCGCCCACCCGCACCGCGGCCCCCAGCCCGGCAGGGCAGGUGGCCUGCGACCACUGCCAGAGGGCGGCCGCCGCCAAGACCUGCCUAGUGUGUAUGGCCUCGUUCUGCCAGGAGCACCUGCAGCCGCACCUCGACAGCCCCGUGUUCCGGGAUCAUCAACUCCAGCCGCCCAUCCGCGACCUAAUGCGGCGCAAGUGUCCCCAGCAUAAUCGGCUGCGGGAGUUCUUCUGCCCAGAGCAUGGCGAGUGCAUCUGCCACAUCUGCCUGAUGGAUCACAAGGCCUGCUCAACGGCGUCGAUAAGCCAGGCCAGCACCGAGCUGGAGGCCAAGCUGAGGCAAAAAUUGGCCACCACAUACAGUCAGAUCAAUGGUGCAUCAAAAGCGCUGGAGGACGUGAGAGCCAGGCAGCAGGAUAUGCGGGAGGCAGCAAACCAGAAGAUUGAUAUGCUUGGACAAGAAUACAUGGAAAUGAAGGCUCUCAUUGAUGCCUCAGAGGCCAGCUCUACACGGAAGAUAAAGGAAGAGGAGAAGAGGGUCAGCAACAAGUUUGACACCAUUUUCCAGAUCCUCCUCAAGAAGAAGAAUGAGAUCCAGACCCUGAGGGAGGAGAUUGAAGUCGCCCUGACUAAGGGGGACGAGUUUGAGUUUCUGGAGAAAGCCUCAAAACUACAAGGAGUCUCCAUGAAGCCAAUCUACGUGCCCAAGAUUGAGCUGAAUCACGAGCUGAUCAAGGGGGUCUAUCAGGGCACCGUAGAACUGAAAAAUGUGUUGAAGCAGCACAUCAAGCAGUCCCAGGAGAAGAAGCCCGAGGACAUGAGUCCAGGUGACCCUGCAGAGUAUGUCCCAUUCUCCACAUCCAAGUCACGCCCUGUGAAGAAGCCCCCAAUGCCUGCCUCUCCCGCACCAAGCAAGACUCCCACCUUGAAAGUGCCUGAACAAGCUGGCCAAGAGGCCAAAGCCACUGGCUCACAACCAAAUGCAUCUCUCAAGGCCAAGGUGCUGGAGAACUUCUUAGCCAUGUCUAGACCUGAGCUCCUGGAGUAUGCUGUUAAGGUCAUCCUGGACUACAACACUGCCCACAACAAGGUGGCUCUGUCAGAGAGCUACACCACGGCUUCUGUGGCUGACAUCCCCCAGAGCUACCGGCCACAUCCCCAGAGGUUCACAUACUGCUCACAGGUUCUGGGCCUAUACUGCUAUAAGAGAGGGGUCAGCUACUGGGAGGUGGAGCUGCAGAAGAAUAACUUCUGUGGGGUGGGCAUCUGCUAUGGCUCCAUGGAGCGGCAGGGCCCCGAGAGCCGGCUUGGGCGCAAUAGCUCCUCCUGGUGUGUAGAGUGGUUCAACACCAAGAUCUCAGCCUGGCACAACAACGUGGAGAAAACCCUGCCUUGCACCAAGUCCACACGGAUCGGCGUGCUUCUCAACUGUGACUCCGGCUUUGUCAUCUUCUUCGCCGUCUCUGAGAAGGUCCACCUGCUGUAUAAGUACAAGGUGGACUUUACAGAAGCUCUGUACCCUGCCUUCUGGGUGUUUUCCGCUGGUGCUACGCUCUCCAUCUGUUCCCUCAAGUAG
Orycteropus afer afer is the source of this 1845-nucleotide messenger RNA. Lineage: Eukaryota; Metazoa; Chordata; Mammalia; Tubulidentata; Orycteropodidae. The record is from RefSeq and is a predicted model, not a curated record.